This is a messenger RNA of Paralichthys olivaceus (Japanese flounder), 3810 nucleotides long. NCBI's taxonomy places the organism in Eukaryota, Metazoa, Chordata, Actinopteri, Pleuronectiformes, Paralichthyidae. The record is from RefSeq and is a predicted model, not a curated record.
GAGAGCAGAAGGAGCAAAGAUCUGUUUCUGUUCAGAAGAAGUGAAAGUAUUCUACAUUCAAUGGCAACAGGUGAAAUGGCGCAGCAAGAAAAUCCACUGGACAGAGAAAAAAUUAGCUGUAAGAUCUGUCUGUGUCUACUGAAGGAUCCUGUGACUACUAACUGUGGACACAACUUUUGUAUGAAGUGUAUUAACUCCCACUGGGACAAUGAGGAUAACAAAGAAAUCUACAGCUGUCCUGUGUGUGGACAGACCUUCACAGCGAGGCCUCUCCUGGUGGAAAACACCAUGUUAGCUGAUAUAGUGGAGAUAAAGAAGGCUGGACUCCAAGUUGCGGCCAAUUACGUUUACGAGGCAGCCAAAGAGGGUAAAUUACUGGACCUGGCCGAGCCGUUGGUCACCCGUUCCGAGGCGGAGAUCCGCUUCCUGCUCAGCUACGUGACCCAGAUGUCUGUACAGAGAUUCACCCCGCUCAUCAUCGCUGCCCGGAAAGGACACGUCAAAGUGGUCCAGAUGCUCCUGGACCACUUUCCUGUGGACACGGAACAGACCGGCACGGUUCGGUUUGACGGCUACGUCAUAGAUGGAGCUACAGCUCUGUGGUGUGCGUCCAGAGCGGGACAUUUUGAAGUGGUGCGCCUGCUGGUGAGUCACCAGGCUAACGUGAACCACACCACCAUCACUAACUCCACCCCGCUGCGGGCCGCCUGCUUUGAUGGCCGUCUGGACAUCGUGCGGUACCUGGUGGAACACGAUGCAGACAUCAGCAUCACUAACAAGUACAACAACACCUGCCUGAUGAUCGCCGCCUAUAARGGGYACACGRACRUAGUCAAAUUCCUGCUGGAGCGAGGGGCAAACCCCAACGCAAAGGAGCACAGCGGCAACACCGCCCUGCACUUUGCUACAAAGCGGGGACAUCUGGACAUAGUGAAAGAGCUGGUGCGUUGCCAGGCAGCCAUGGUGGUGAAYGGACACGGCAUGACGCCGCUGAAGGUCGCUGCAGAAAGCUGYAAAGCUGAUGUGGUGGAGCUGCUGCUGGCACACGCCGACUGUGACCCCGGCAGCCGCAUUGAGGCCCUGGAACUGCUCGGCGCCUCAUUCGCCAACGACAGGGAGAACUACGACAUCCAGAAGACGUACCACUACCUGCACACGGCCAUGAUGCAACGGUACCAUAACCCAGAAAACAUUAUCGCCAAAGAGCUGUUGCCACCCAUCGAGGCCUAUGGGGGGUAUAGCGAGUGCCAGAAACCAUACGACCUGGAGACCAUCAGGGCAAACCGGGACGCCCUGCACAUGGAGGGGCUGAUGAUCCGGGAGCGAAUCCUGGGCUCUAACAAUAUUGACGUGCCACACCCCAUCAUCUAUCGCGGUGCUGUCUAUGCUGACAACAUGGAGUUUGACCAGUGCAUCAAACUGUGGCUUCAUGCGCUUCGCCUGCGGCAGAAAAGAAACCGCAACACGCACAAGGACCUGCUGCGCUUCGCCCAGGUCUUCUCCCAGAUCGUGCACCUUAGUAGGCAGGUGAAUGCCUCGGCCAUGAGGCAGGUGUUGAGCUGCAGCGUGUUGGAGAUUCAGCGCAGCAUGACUCGAGUGGAAGCGGCGGCAGAGUCUGAGCUGCCGCAGACCCUGGACAAUUACGAGUCAAAUGUUUUUACCUUCCUGUACUUGACCUGCAUUGCCACCAAAACCAGAUGCAGCAACAACGAGCGCGCCCAAAUCAACAAGCACAUCUGCGACCUGAUCCAGCUGGACCCGCGGUCACGAGAUGGCUCCUCGCUGCUGCACCUGGCCGUCAACUCCACCACACCGGUCAACAACUUCGUCAUGGAUGUCUGCAGGUUCCCCAACUUAGAGGUCACCGUGCUGCUGCUGAACUGUGGCGCACAGGUCAACGCCAUUGACCAUGAGGGCAACACCCCGCUGCAUGUCUUUGUCCAGCACAACCGGCCAAACGACGCAUUUACUAAUGUAUGGAUUAGAAACAUCCUGCUGAUUGGGAGCAUCCAAUGGCUAUACACAACAUUCAGGAUGCCACUGGACAUAAGCACCACGGGUCCUUUUUUUUGGAUGCUGGGUUCCUUGUGUUACUUUGAGCAGGAUGAGCGGAGCCGUGACACUGUAGAGAACGUGGAGAAGUUCCGCUGCACCAGGACGGUUCAGAGGAAACAGGAUCCUGUGACUACUAACUGUGGACACAACUUUUGUAUGAAGUGUAUUACCUCUCACUGGGACAAUGAGGUUAAGAGAGGAAUCUACAUCUGUCCUAUGUGUGGACAGACCUUCAAACUGAUGUCUGUCCUGGUGGAAAAAAACGAGUUAGCUGAUAUAGUGGAGGAGAUGAAUACUAGACUCCAAGCGAUAUGUUCUGUAUCAGUUCCUGCUGAUCAUAGCAGUGAUCUGAUACAGAACACAUCAGCAGGAGCUGAUACAGGACACCUCAAGGCUUAUUUUGGUCUCUGCUUUUGUAACAAGAAGAUGAAGAUGUUCUGCCGCACUGAUCAGCAGUGUAUCUGUUAUCUCUGCUCUGUGGAUCAACAUAAAGACCACGACACAGUCACAGCUGCAGCAGAAAGGACUGAGAGGCAGAGAGAGCUCGGGCCGAGGAGACAAACGAUCCAGCAGAGACUCCAGGACAGAGAGAAAGAUGAGAAGCUGCUUCAUCAGGAGGAGGAGGCCGUCAACCGCUCUGCUGAUAAAGUAGUGGAGGACCGUGAGAAGAUCUUCACUGAGCUGAUCCAUCUGCUUGUGAAAAGAAGCUCUGAUGUGAAGCAGCAGAUCAGAUCCCAGCAGGAAACUGAAGUGAGUCGCGACUCCCCCUCACUGUCACUCAGGCAAUUGAGAUACUCAUCCAGGAUCGGGUUCCCUCCUCUGAGGAACUUUGAGGACAUGGCAGCAGCUAUGUCACAGAUCAGAGAUCGACAGGACCUUCUGAGUGAGACAGAGAAAAAGAUGUUUCAGAUUGUGUCUCAAGUGGAUGUUUUACUGCCACAACCAGAGCACAAGACCAGAGCUGACUUCUUAAAAUAUUCACAGGAAAUCACACUGGAUCCAAACACAGCAAACACAUAUCUGUUAUUAUCUGAGGGAAACAGAAAAGUGACAUUCACGAAUGAAGAACAGUUUUAUUCUCAUCAUCCAGACAGAUUCACUGAUGUGUGGCAGGUCCUGAGUAGAGAGAGUCUGACUGGACGUUGUUACUGGGAGAUGGAGGUGGAGAGAGGAGGAGGAGUUGAGGUAGCCGUCACAUACAAGAAUAUCAACAGAGCAGGGAGGUCACUUGACUGUAGAUUUGGAUUAAAUGACAAAUCUUGGAUGUUAGAUUGUUAUGGAAACAGUUAUAACUUCUAUCACAACAGCAUCCAGACUCCAGUGUCAGGUCCUCCGUCCUCCAGAGUAGGAGUGUACCUGGAUCACAGUGCAGGUGUUCUGUCCUUGUACAGAGUCUCUGACACCAUGACUCUCCUCCACAGAGUCCGGACCACAUUCACUCAGCCUCUCUAUGCUGGAGUUGGGGUUUAUAAUCCUCAAUCCACAGCUGAGUUCUGUAAACUCAAAGAGACUUGAGUCAUUUAAAAGGGGCACACACUGGUAAAUGGUAAAUGGUUGUAUUUAUUGUGGCAGUAGACCAUGCCACGGGGUUCUCUCCACGACAGCCAGAGACGAACCAGUUACACCAUUGGUGGCUCAGCAGCAUCUUUAUUAAUAUAAAACAGAACUGACAAAACACUUAACUUAGAGGGUCCAGCAUUUUCUGCUGGACCUCUAGCUUCGCCCAGUCUCUUCCCCAGUGUGUGUCCCCUUGAG